AUGCUUUUGAUUAUUCUUGGAAUAAUGUUUGUUCCCUAUGCGGAAUCAAUCUACACGUCGGACAUCACUUUCGUCGGCUGGUACUUGAUCUACGCGAUCUUCACUUGCUACACCAUGCUCGCUGUGCGCGAGGAUCAUGCCCUUUACGGCGCCGUCCUCAUAACUUUGGUGCACCUCGGCGCGCGCCUUUGUACUCUUGAGCCCUCUUCAAAUUGGAAAUGCGAAAUCAGCGCCGUCACUCUCCUCUACUUUGGCACACACGUUGUGGGCGUCUUUAAUCGUUAUCUAGUCGAACGUGCCCAGCGAGAGACCUUCAUGGAGACAAGACGCUUGUUCCGACAUUGCUUGAAGCACGAGCGCGAGUACCAAAACCAGCACCGGUUAAUAUUGUCGGCGAUUCCUCGCUUUAUUGCGCUCAAGAUGGUGUCUGACGCAUCCGCUAACGAUGAUUGCGAAGACAAACCUGCCAGCAUGCAAUCGUCGAAGAAGUAUAUCCACAGGUUUAACAACGUCAGUAUGCUCUACGCGGACAUCAAAGGAUUCACGGAGCUAUCGACAGUGCUCUCGGCGGAGCAACUUGUAAAGACACUUAACGAUCUCUUUGCGGAGUUCGAUCGCAAUGCCGAAAAGCACGGUUGUCUUAGGAUACGAAUCCUCGGCGAUUGCUACUACUGUGUCUCUGGCUUGCCAGAAGCAUCACGUGCAGAUCACGCCAGCUGUUGUGUCAAAAUGGGACUGUCGAUGAUAGAAACUAUCAAGGAAACAAGAGCUCAUACGAAGAAAAACGUUGACAUGCGAAUCGGCAUACAUACAGGAGCCGUCCUUACUGGAGUUCUAGGGCUCAGAAAAUUCCAAUUUGACAUUUUUUCGACCGACACUGUGAUUGCGAACAAUAUGGAAUCGUCUGGAAUGGCCGGAAAAUGCCAUAUAUCAAAAGCAACUUUUGACCAUCUAGGCGGCGAAUAUGACGUUGAGCCAGGAACCCCAAACCAGUUUCUGGAGGAUCAUGGGAUCGAGACAUUUUUCAUCAAGCAUCAAAAUGAUAUUGAAUACUUGUCAACAACUGAAAAGUCUUCAAACGCCCUGAACGACAUUUCCACAAUGUCGCUUCUGCCUUUGCCACUGACUCCUAUCAUGCACCGGCAUUCAGAUUUCGAAGAAGUGUCGAGACGUUUGGAGAUUUCUAUUCGAAACGGAACGCACACCGCCAUAGGAAAGAAUAAGAUUCAGAAGAGAACCGUCACAUUCGAAGAAAAUCGGCUAGAAGUUGAGUUUAGGCGCCUUCAUGAUGAGUUUUUCAAGACGAAUCUCGCAAUUGCACUUUUUCUGGGGCUUUUGCUAAUAAUUUGUCAAUUUUUGAUCAGGCCGUACAAUGAACUAUCGAUCAUUGUCUACAUUGGAGCUGGAAUCUUCCUCGCAUUUGGAACGAUAUCGCUGUUAAUAACCCUUGGAGAUCGAAAAGGAAACCCCGAUUGGAUUAUUGGCGCCGCCAAAAAGCUUAAUCGCUCACAGUCUCAACGUCAUGUGGUCAUUUUCUCUGCGAUUUUCAUUAACACUUUUAUCGGACUCUCUGGUGCAAUGACCUGUACUGGGAUGGAAAAAUAUUCGGUUGAAUGUAUUAACAAUACGCUCGAUUUCAUAUCUCUCAACUCGACGCCCUCUUCUUAUCCCGGGACAAUCUGUGAGACUCCACAAUUCUUAGAACUAUAUGGAUUAAUGGUGCUUCUUUCAUGCGCUGCGUUUUUACGCUUCUAUCAUUUGCUCCGACUGGGAACAUUAACUGCAAUUACUGUCGUGUUUUCUGUUAUGAUGAUGUUCACUUAUCGACGACUCUUCUUUGACUGGGAAGCGCGAAUCUCUGGAAAUUCUAUCGGCAACUGCAGUGAUGAAGAGAACGUUCCUCAAAUGAUUAUCAAUCUUCUCGUUAUGAUCCUGCUCGCACUCACUCAGUUUUUUGAAGGCCGUCAAAAUGAUUGGACUACUAGAAUGGAUUAUCUUCGCAAGAUUCAGUCGUCAGUUAUUUUUGCAUCGAUUCCUGGGUUCUCAAAGUACUUUCAGCAAUCAGAAGAGAUAGAUGGACAAGGUCUUGAAUGUUUGCGAAUGCUGAACGAAAUCAUUUCCUCUAUUGAUGAACUGCUCAACCAAGAAAGAUUUCACUGCAUCGAAAAAAUUAAAACGAUCGGCGCAACUUAUAUGGCUUGUGCCGGUCUAAGUCCUGAAGCAGAGACAGAAGAUUCAGUGAACAAUCUUUGUUCGACAGCGCAUUUUGCUUUGGCUUUGAAAAUCCUCGUCGGACAAUUUAACAAGCGUUAUGAGCAAAGCUUCGCCAUGCGGAUAGGACUUGCCUACGGGGGACCUGUGAUUGCUGGGGUUAUCGGGUCAAAAAAGCCACAGUAUGAUAUUUGGGGAAAGAUUGUUAACUUAUCUUCACGAAUGGACACAACUGGAGAAGAAGGAAAAAUACAGUGUACUACAGAAGUAAUGGUGCCACUUCAGAAGAAAGGAUUCAAUUUCCAGGAGAGGGGUGAAACAUAUGUGAAAGGAUUUAAGAAUAAGAUUUGUACAUAUUGGUUGACAGGAUGCUCAGCGGCGGCGAUUCAAUAUCACGGUAAACCGUCGGUGACGAAGAAACAGUCGAUGAACCUCGCGAAACUCGUCUUUGAUGUUUGCAAAAAGAAAGUAGACGACUAA
Messenger RNA from Oikopleura dioica, 2691 nucleotides. Lineage: Eukaryota; Metazoa; Chordata; Appendicularia; Copelata; Oikopleuridae. The record is from the annotation of a GenBank genome assembly.